GAGCUCCUUUACAUCGAAAACACAUCUCCACGACCGUCCUCCGCAGCCUCCCCACAUUCUCUCAUUUCCUAAUUGCGCGCUUCCGGCGUCCUGCUUCUGGGUCUAAUUGUGCCUUUUCCCUUCGAUACCCCUGUUCGCCGCCUGCUCUCUCACCAAGAGUGAGCUCAGAGCUGCCCCGGCGCAAACAUGUCUCAACGACCUAUCCCGCUGCAUGUCACGCAGCCGACGCUGCUCACAAACCUGAACAUCCUCCCAGCAUCAAUAUCAUGGCAGAACUGCACGCUCGAGUCGGACAAGUACGUCUGCGUGCGCCAGCAGAAUAACGACUCCAACACGCCCGCCGAGACCGUCAUCGUCGACCUCAAGAACACAAACAAUGUCAUCCGGCGGCCAAUCCGCGCUGAUAGCGCCAUCAUGCAUCUGACAGAGCCCAUCAUUGCUCUCAAGGCGCAGGGAAAGACGCUGCAGCUCUUCAAUCUCGAGACCAAGCAGCGCCUGCAGACAUAUACCCACCACGAGGACAUCCAGUUCUGGCGGUGGAUCAGCCAGACCACCCUGGCGCUUGUCAGCACAAAGUCGGUGUACCACUGGGAUGUGCUCGACGGCAGCAACCCACCCACCCCGCGCAAGAUCUUCGAUCGCCAGGAGCAGUUGGAGAACAACCAAAUCAUCAACUACGUGACCAACGACGAUGAGAGCUGGUCAUGCUUGGUUGGUAUCGCGUCGCACCCAACCGGAGGCAUCCGGGGUAACAUGCAGCUGUUCUCCAAGGCGCGAAACGUCAGCCAGCCGCUCGAGGGUCAUGCUGCCACAUUCGGGACGCUCCGCCUGGAUGGCGCCACCUCCGACACGAAGCUCUUCGCGUUCGCAGUGAAGUCAACCACCGGAGAGGCCAAGAUCAACAUUGUCGAGGUCGACCACAACGCUGCGAACCCCGCCUUCCCGAAGCGCCUGAUCCCGAUUCACUGGCCUGCCGAGGGCACUGGUGACUUCCCUCUGGGAAUCCACAUUGCGCACAAGUACGGCAUCCUGAUCGUAGUCACCAAGUUUGGUUUCAUCCAUCUGCACGAUCUCGAGACCGGUACCGCGCUCUUUUUGAACAGGAUAUCGGAAGAGACGGUCUUCACAACCGCACGCGACGACGACGGAAAGGGUGUAGUGGUGAUCAACAAGCGCGGACAAGUUCUGCACACCACCAUUCGGGAAGAUGCGCUCAUCCCGUACAUCAUGGACAACCCCGCAUGCUCGGAGAUUGCGUACAAGCUUGCGUCAAAGGGCGGGCUUCCCGGCGCUGACAACCUGUACCAGCAGCGAUUCGAGACUCUCAUGAACCAGGCAAACUACACCGAGGCCGCCAAGGUCGCUGCCAACUCGCCGCGUGGCUUCCUCCGUACCCCUCAGACGAUCAACCGGUUACGGCAGAUCCCAGCCCAGCCGGGCCAAAUUACUGUGCUUCUGCAGUACUUCGGGCAGCUGCUUGAUAAGGGUGGAUUGAACAAGGACGAGACGCUCGAGUUGGCCCGCCCAGUCUUUGCGCAGGGCCGGAAACACUUGAUCGAGAAGUGGCAGAAGGAGGGCAAGUUGCACUGCUCCGAGGAGCUCGGAGACCUGGCUAAGCCGCACGACCUCAACCUCGCUCUUGCGAUCUACAAGGAGGCCAACGUUCCCCAGAAGACUGUCGCUGCGCUCGCGGAGCUUGGCCAUUUCGAUCUGAUUCUCCAGUAUUGCCAGUCCGUCGGAUACAACCCAGAUUACAAUGUGCUGCUCCAGCAUAUCGUCAGGGUAAACCCAGAGAAGGGAGCCGAAUUCGCCUCCAGCUUGGCCAAGCAUGAAGGGGGACCCCUCAUCAGCGUGGACCGGGUGGUCGACAUCUUCCAGUCCCAGGGUAUGAUUCAGCAGGCAACCGCAUUCUUGCUUGAUGUACUAUCGAACAACCUGCCCGAGGAAGGCCACCUACAGACUAAACUCCUUGAGAUGAACCUGCUCAACGCACCCCAGGUGGCGGACGCUAUCCUCGGAAAUGAGAUGUUUUCCCACUACGACCGCGCUCGUGUUGCCACUCUCUGCGAGCAGGCUGGACUCCUGACCCGCGCGCUCGAGCACACGGACGACACCGCGGCUAUCAAGCGCAUGAUCGUGCAGACCGACAAGAUCCCUGAGGAGUGGUUGAUCAACUACUUCGGCCAGUUAACUGUCGAGCUUUCCCUGGAGAGCUUAGAUCAUAUGCUCACAACCAACAUUCGGCAAAACCUCCAGGCUGUGAUUCGCAUCUCCCAAAAAUACUCCGAUCUUCUUGGUGCUACUAGGAUCAUUGACUUGCUCGAGAAGCACCGCACUGCCGAGGGUCUGUACUUCUUCUUGGGUUCCAUCGUCAACGUUAGCGACGAUCCUGAUGUCACGUUCAAGUACAUCGAGGCUGCUACGACUAUGGGCCAGCUGAAUGAGGUCGAGCGUGUGUGCCGUGAAUCCAACGCUUAUAACCCUGAGAAGGUGAAGAACUUCCUCAAGGAGGCUAACCUCACAGAGCAGCUGCCGCUCAUCAUCGUGUGCGACCGAUUCAACUUCAUCCACGACUUGGUCCUGUACCUGUACAAGAAGCAGCAGUUCAAGUCGAUUGAGGUGUACGUGCAGCGCGUGAACCCCUCCAGGACCCCGGCUGUCAUAGGUGGAUUGCUCGACGUUGACUGUGACGAGAGCAUCAUCAAGGGUCUGCUCGCAUCGGUCACCCCUUCAUCCAUCCCCAUUGAUGAGCUCGUUGCCGAAGUGGAGUCUCGCAACCGUCUGAAGCUUCUGCUGCCGUUCCUUGAGCACACUCUUGCGGAGGGCAACCAGCAGCAGGCUGUGUACAACGCUCUGGCCAAGAUCUACAUCGACAGCAACAACAACCCAGAGAAGUUCCUCCAGGAGAACGACCAGUACGACACGCUGGUUGUCGGCAAAUACUGCGAGAAGCGUGACCCGAACCUCGCGUUCAUUGCCUACAGCAAGGGCCAGAACGAUCUCGACUUGAUCAACGUCACCAAUGAGAACUCCAUGUUCAAGGCACAGGCCCGCUACCUGCUCGAGCGUGCUGAUGGCGAAGUCUGGGACUAUGUACUGAGCCCCAACAACAUGCACCGCCGUUCUUUGGUCGACCAGGUCACAUCCACCGCGGUCCCUGAGUCGACUGACCCCGACAAGGUCAGCAUUGCUGUCAAGGCCUUCAUCACAGGCGACAUGCCUGCCGAGCUCAUCGACCUCCUUGAGAAGAUCAUCUUGGAACCUUCGACCUUCUCCGACAACCCUUCGCUCCAGAAUCUCUUGAUGCUUACGGCCGCCAAGUCUGACCGUGGCCGCAUGAUGGGUUACAUCCACCAGCUCGAGCAAUACACGCCCGAGGACAUUGCUCAGCAAUGUAUCGAGGUUGGUAUGUACGAGGAGGCGUUCGAGAUCUACAAGAAGCACGAGCAACACGUCGAUGCUGUGAACGUUCUUAUUGAGCACAUUGUCAGCAUUGACCGCGCACAAGAAUAUGCUGAUCGUGUCGACCUUCCCGAGGUUUGGAGCCGGGUAGCCAAGGCUCAGCUUGAUGGUCUGCGUGUAACAGACUCCAUCGAAUCCUACAUUCGCGCCAGCGACCCUUCCAACUUCUUGGAAGUGAUCGAGAUUGCCACGCACGCUGGCAAGGAUGAAGAUCUCAUCAAGUUCCUGAGGAUCGCCCGCAAGACCGUUCGCGAGGUUCCCAUCGACACAGCAUUGGCAUUCUGCUUUGCCCGCACGAACCAGCUACCCGAGCUUGAGGACUUCCUCCGCGCCACGAACGUUGCCGAUGUUGAAGCCUCCGGUGACAAGGCGUACGAGGAAGGUUACCACGAGGCUGCCAAGAUUUUCUACACCAGCAUCUCGAACUGGGCCAAGCUUGCCACCACCCUGGUCCACCUUGAGGACUACCAGGCUGCUGUAGAAUGCGCCCGCAAGGCAAACAGCGUCAAGGUCUGGCGUCAAGUCAAUGAGGCCUGUGUUGCUAAGAAGGAAUUCCGUCUUGCUCAAAUUUGCGGUCUUAAUCUCAUUGUUCACGCUGAAGAGCUGACCGAUCUCGUCAAGCAGUAUGAGCGCAACGGCUACUUCGAUGAGCUCAUUGCGUUGUUGGAGGCUGGCCUUGGUCUAGAGCGUGCCCACAUGGGUAUGUUCACCGAGCUCGGCAUCGCUCUCACCAAGUACCACUCGGAACGUGUCAUGGAGCACCUUCGCCUCUUUUGGAGUCGCAUUAACAUCCCCAAGAUGAUCCGUGCCACCGAGGAAGCCCACUUGUGGCCGGAGCUGAUCUUCUUGUACGUCCACUACGAUGAGUGGGACAACGCUGCGCUCGCUAUGAUGGAGCGCGCGGCGGACGCCUGGGAGCACCAGUCGUUCAAGGACACCAUCACCAAGGCCUCCAACGUCGAGAUCUACUACCGCGCGCUUGGCUUCUACCUCGAGGAGCAACCUACUCUUCUGACCGAUCUCCUUCAAGCACUUACUGCUCGCAUCGAUGUCAACCGUGUCGUCCGCAUGUUCCUAAAGUCGGACAACAUUCCUCUGAUCAAGCCUUUCCUGCUCAGCGUCCAGUCCCAGAAUAAGCGUGAGGUCAACAAUGCGCUCAACGACCUCUUGAUCGAAGAGGAAGACUACAAGACACUUCGCGACUCGGUCAACAACUAUGACAACUACGACGCGAUGGACCUUGCUCAGCGCUUGGAACGACACGAUCUGGUCUUCUUCCGUCAGAUUGCAGCCAACAUUUACCGCAAGAACAAGCGAUGGGAGAAGUCGAUUGCUCUGUCGAAGCAGGACAAGCUUUUCAAGGACGCCAUCGAGACUGCCGCAUUGUCUGGCAAGACCGAUGUGGUCGAGGACCUGCUGCGCUACUUCGUCGACAUUGGCAGCCGCGAGUGCUACGUCGGCAUGCUCUACGCGUGCUACGAUCUUAUUCGCCCCGAUGUCAUUCUUGAGAUCUCGUGGCGCAACAACCUCAACGACUUCACCAUGCCUUACAUGAUCAACUUCCUUGCGCAGCAGGCAGCAACGAUCGAGAUGCUGAAGAAGGACAACGAAGAGCGAAAGCAGCGGGAGGCUUCGCAGCAGAAGAAGGAGGAGGACACACCCAUCCUCGGCUCGCGCCUCAUGCUGACCCAGGGCCCCGUCGGAAACGCACCGUCACCCGGCCCGUACCAGCAGCCCAACGGCAUCGCGCCGCAGCCGACUGGUUUCCGGGGAUUUUAGGCGGCUCGGGGAACUCUGGAUGAGAAGAUUAUUGGGUGCGCAUGGGCUUCGUCUACAUAGUUUGAUGUUUUGGCAUGCAAAAGCGAAGCAAUGUGGAACGGGUGCAUAGGUUUGGAGACAACAGGGUCGGAAGCGGGAUGUACUUGUACACGGCGUUUUGGGGUUGCUCUUGAGCAUGCAUGUGCGAUGGGGCGAGCUUGAGGGGAUCUCGGUUGAGAAAUUUUCUCGGAGUGGAAUGUAUUUUAAGACUAAUUUGUUUGCUUCUGUGAGAGCGUGUCUUGCCGGGUUCUGCAUGCGUGUAUAAGUGUGUUGUUAGUGCCGGGACGAAAGGCGGACUGUGCGGAGUAGCAUGGGGUAACAUAGUGCACGUGGGGCUUGUGCCUCGCGCUGCAUGCUGGCCAUGAUAAUCUUAGGUUAUGGAACAGGCUUGGGAGCGUAGGAGCGUAAUGUGGCCAGCUUGAAAA
Paraphaeosphaeria sporulosa is the source of this 5705-nucleotide messenger RNA. RefSeq names its product clathrin heavy chain. The record is from RefSeq and is a predicted model, not a curated record. The transcript has 9 exons. Gene Ontology annotation, cellular component: clathrin complex; clathrin coat of trans-Golgi network vesicle; actin cortical patch. Gene Ontology annotation, molecular function: clathrin light chain binding; structural molecule activity. Bases 187 to 5241 code for a protein of 1684 amino acids. Lineage: Eukaryota; Fungi; Ascomycota; Dothideomycetes; Pleosporales; Didymosphaeriaceae. Gene Ontology annotation, biological process: receptor-mediated endocytosis; intracellular protein transport; Golgi to endosome transport.